AAGCGUAAGAAAAAGGGGUGCUCGAGAGCGAAGGCAGGGAGCCCGCAGCAAGGCACCUCUGCUGAAAGGGAUGUGAUUAGGGUUGCCGUCGCCCACGUUCUCAGCCUGAUGCCGGCGGCGCCGGCCGGCCCCUGGCACCCACACCACGCUUCCCCACUGAUCUUCGUCCUCCUCGCGCGCCUCUCUUCUUCGUCCCCUGUCCCCUCAGUAGAUGGAGAGGGGUCUGAAAUCCAAGGCGCACUGGGAUUCAUUCGGGCACAAAGUGUUCUGCGAGAUCUGCAAGGAGGAGGUCGGCGCCGGGAACAGGCCCGUCUCGUAUUUGAAUAAGACGGGAUACAAGAAUCUCCAACACAAGUUCUUGGCUAGGACAGGGAGAAAUUAUGAGAGGAAGCAGUUCAAAAACCGGUGGGAGUCCUUGAAGAAAGAAUAUGCUCAUUGGGUGGCCUUUACACAGGCUGCAACUGGGCAGCGGUGGCAUAGCGCGUCGGGAACAGUAGAUGCCGACAAUGAAUGGUGGGUGAAGCUCACAGAGGCCCACCCAGAAUUUGUAAAGUUCCGGAAUGGACCACCAGAAAACCUUGCUGAGCUUGCCGCCAUGUUUGACGAGACUCAUGUGACAGUUUCAUCUUCCGCCAUCCCGGGUGAGCAUAUAGAAGACCCCAUGGAUAUUGUUGAGGUUGAGGAUGGCAAUUGUUAUCUAGAAUGCAACAAUGAUCUGGAAUACAACAAGACGUCUGACCAGAAAGCAAAGGGAGCUGAAAAGCGGAGGGCUGCUGCCAUUGCUGCUAGUCCAAAGAAGAAAUCAAAGCAACAAAAGAACCCGCCGGAUCAGGAGUUCAGGCAUGUGACCAACAUAAUGGCUGGUAGCACUUCAGGAACAUCUUCCAGUGAUGUUCCAAGAGGUCAUGGGAUUAAAGAUGUCAUCAAGUUGGCUGUGCAGUCUGGGGCGAAGGAAUGCAGCGAUCUGUUCUUCACCGCCACCAAGCUGUUCAUGAAUGUGGACUAUAGGGAGAUGUUCAGUGCUUUCGAGACCAAUGAAGGAAGGCUCGAUUGGCUGAACAGAAUGCAUGAAGAGAUGAAGAAGAAAUAAUGUAUUUGCUUCCCUGGCCGCAAGAGAUAGGUGGAUAGAUCAGUCCAUGCAUGUGUGAACUUGUGGGACAGUUUCAGCUUGCCAUACCCUGGAAAAAGAGAGGAGGGAUAUAGGGGUUUCAGAUUAGCAUCAUUGCUACCGCUGAAUGCUGAUGACGGUGGCAGCCUGUGGACGUGUGGGAGAAAUUGUUGUGAGAGCGUCCACAAUCCUUAACUUGUUGAGAGAGAGAGAGAGAGAGAGUGGAUAUGUAAUUUUUUAGUUUGCUGGCCUAAAUGAUCACAAUUUCGAGUAUCAUGGAUAUAAUAUACUCCAUCCAAGUCAAUUUAUAUUUCACAACAUAUAA
Lolium perenne is the source of this 1433-nucleotide messenger RNA. RefSeq lists its product as uncharacterized. NCBI's taxonomy places the organism in Eukaryota, Viridiplantae, Streptophyta, Magnoliopsida, Poales, Poaceae. The record is from RefSeq and is a predicted model, not a curated record.